AUGCCAGAGCCGAUCGCAGUAGUGGGCUUCGCGUUUGAGUUCCCCGGGAAUAUUCGUACAGAGGAUGCGUUUUGGGACAUGCUCGUGGAUCGCAAAGUUGACGCACCAACAAUUCCGAAAGACAGGUUCAAUCCUACAGCGUUUGGACCAGUAUCUGAGAAGGAUCUAGGCGCGUGGGGAACCCAAGGUGCACACUUUCUGAGAGAGGAUGUCGGAGCAUUUGAUGCGCCCUUCUUUUCUAUUUCUCCGGCUGAGGCCGAAGGAAUGGAUCCUCAGCAGCGGAAGCUGCUUGAAACUACGUAUCAUGCGUUAGAGAACGCGGGCAUACCAAUGGAUUCGCUGCGAGGAUCUAAGACGUCUGUUCAUGUGGGCUGCUUCACGGGUGAUUACCAUCUUAUGCAGUGCAAGGACCCUGACACGAUGCCAACGUACCAUGCCACCGGAAACUCUUCCGCCAUAUUGGCAAACAGGAUCAGUUGGUUCUUCGACCUUAAGGGACCUAGUGUUAUGAUGGACACAGCAUGUUCUAGCAGUCUGGUGGCGCUGGACCAAGCAUGUCAGGCCCUCCGCCAAAACCAGACUUCCAUGGGCAUCGUGUGUGGCUGCAAUCUGAUCUUGACCCCAGAAUCGGUAACGACGAUUGGCAAGAUGGGAUUUCUAUCGCCUGAUGGGCUUUGCCAUAGCUUCGAUGAAAGAGGCAAUGGAUAUGCCCGCAGCGAAGGGUUGGCGUCGCUGGUCGUAAAACGGGUAUCUGAUGCGAUUCGGGACAAAGACACGAUUCGCUGUGUGAUUCAAGCAACGUCGACCAACCAAGACGGGCGCACGAUCAAUUUAGCACAGCCAUGCGAGGCGGCUCAAGAGGAGCUUCUUCGUUCUACUUACGAUACUUUCAAUCUGGACCGUUCGUUGACUCGGUUCUGCGAAGCUCAUGGGACUGGAACCGCAGUGGGGGAUCCGAUAGAAAUGAACGCUCUCUCUUCGUCGUUCCAUGGUAUUCGCAAUGACGCUGAUCCUCUCUUCAUAGGGGCUACAAAAGCGAAUCUUGGACAUCUUGAAGCUGCCAGCGGUGUUGCGGGAAUCAUCAAAACUAUACUAGUCCUGGAGAAAGCCCUCAUCCCCCCAAUCGCACAAUUACAGCGUGUAAAUUUCAGAAUCAAGGCACAUAAUCUCAAAUUCCCUACUGAGUUGACCCCAUGGCCGUGUCCCGGGCCACGCCGGGCAUCCGUACAGUCGUUCGGUUUCGGAGGCACAAAUGCCCACGCCAUUCUCGACGACGCUGCAAACUUCCUAGAAAGUGGCGGCAUUCCGUAUGAUGUGAAGCCUCGAACGGACUCGCAUCACAGCAGCUCUGAAAGUCAACUCGCCGCGUUAGAAGAAUCUCCUCGCCAGCUCCUCGUCUGGUCAGCACCCAACAAACCAUCUCUAGAACGGGUCCUUCAGUCUUACAGCCGCUGCCUGGCCGAUGCUGUGGCUAGUUCGAAGUUCGGUGACGAGGUGCUCCCCAGUCUCGCGCAGACGCUAAGUGAACGACGGACCCGGUUUCCACAGAGAGCAUUUGUAGUAUCACACUCUGUACAGCAGCUGGAAUCAUCAAUCCGAGACGCUCCUGUAGUCAGUCCUUCAGUAUCUACACGGAAAAUGGCGUUUAUUUUCACUGGCCAGGGUGCUCAGUGGCUCGGAAUGGGUCGAGAACUUUUGGCGUAUCCAAUAUUCGAACAGAGCAUCCUCCAUUCGCAGCAUAUAUUAUACGCAUUGGGAGCAAGUUGGGACCUUUUAAGCGUGUUCCGCCACAAAACAGGGAUUGAUGCCACCAUAGAUCUGUCAACGAGCGCGGAGAAAAGUCAGUGCGUGUGUACCGCGCUGCAGAUAGCUUUGGUGGACCUGACGAGGUCGUUUAACGUAGUCCCUGAUCAUGUUGUCGGGCAUUCCUCUGGAGAGAUCGGUGCUGCGUACGCAAUUGGAGCAAUAUCUGUCGUAUCAGCCAUGCGAUUAGCGUAUUUUCGUGGCAAGCUCUCAGACGAACUGGCGGCCGAUCAGUCCAUUCAAGGUUCCAUGAUGGCAGUUUCACUUUCCGAAAGAGAAGUGGAACAGUACCUAGCUAGCAUCAAUCUUUCUAACAACGGGCAGGUAGUGGUGGGGUGCAUUAAUAGCAGUAGAAGCCUGACUCUCUCGGGUCCGCGAUCGAAACUUGCAGCGUUGGAAACGAUUCUCCAAAACGCGGGUGUAUUUGCACGCAUGCUCAAAGUUCCUGUUGCUUAUCAUUCGCCUCAAAUGCAAACCAUUGCAGCACAAUACGAAGCAGCCAUUGGGGAAAUCGAGAAGGGGAAUGACACCGGUACUGAAGCAUCCAUGAUAUCCUCUGUAACCGGAGCAGCAGUUCUGCCUCAGACUCUUCAGGAUGCGAAGUAUUGGGUUUCGAAUCUUGUAUCAUGCGUGCGAUUUUCCGAUGCCGUGGCCCAGUUCAUGGGUACGGCGCACAACAUUCUUGAGAUUGGACCUCACGGAGCGCUCAAAAGUCCCAUACAAGAUAUUGCCGACGAUCUAGAUGCUGGCACAUACUCUUACAGUUCGGCUUUGCUGCGAUUUCAAUCUGCUACGGAAACAUUGCUCAAAGCUAUGGGAGAACUGUACUGCCACGGUCACGGCAUCAGCAUUCUGUCUGUAAACGAGCCUUUACACCACAAAGCAACAACCCUUAGGCCAAACACCCAGCUUCCGCCCUACCCAUUUGACCACUCGACGAGAUACUGGCACGAAUCACGUCUAAGUAAAUCGCUACGGCUCCGAAACCACGCUCCACACCCUCUUCUCGGAGUAACGGUCGCCGAUUGGAACCCACUCGAGCCGCGUUGGCGACAUUUCCUUCGUUUGGAUAAGUUGAGUUUCAUUGAGGACCAUCUUAUCAACAACACGAUUGUAUAUCCCGCUGCCGCCAUGAUUGCAGCCGUGCUCGAAGGCGCAAAGCAACUGGGCGAGCUCCAAGAAUCGGGCUCUGGCGUCAGUGGAUACGAAAUUCGCGAUGCGCGAUUCAUCAAUGCACUUGUAUUUCCAACUGCGCAAACAGAAAUCGAGGUAGAGCUUCGGUUUCGCAAAUCAGACCAUAACAGGUACGAUUACCGAUUGUAUAGUUAUCGAGACGAAAACUGGACGCAUCAUUGCGAGGGAACCGUCCGCGUGCAGUACGACUACUCCAAUAAUGAGACGGUGGAGACGCCGUUGCGUACCCAACACCCGAUGCGAACUACGCUCUCGAGAGCAGUAGAAAGCUUUGAGGGUAUUUCUUUGGCGCGCGAACGCGUCCUGGAUAACGAUCACCUCUAUAAUCAGCUUUUCCACAAGUUCGGGUACCAGUACGGAACAACGUUCCAAGGCCUGCACAGUCUCGCCAGUGAUGGCAAAAACAAAGCUACCGCGACGAUUAUCCCAUUAGAAGGAGAUGCAAAGGAAAGGGCAAACAUCAGUCAGAGUCAUGUAAUACACCCAGCUGCUCUAGAUGCAGUAUUACAGCUAGCACUAGUUGCAGCUGCAAGAGGGGGUGAAGGCACCAUCCCCACCGUCGUUCCUGAGAGAAUAAACCGGCUUUGGGUGUCUUCCUUGGGUCUGAACUUCCCUAGUGAUGACGGAACUGAAGUUAAGGUUGUCGCUGAAUCAGUAAUGCAAACGAAGCGGAAAAUGGGCGCUUCCGCUUCUGCCUUUUCGAGCAACGGCCGCAAUCUGCUCAUACACGUGCAAGACUUCGAAGGGACUUCAAUAUCGAACAACGAAGCGAGUUCUUCGGACGAGCAACAGAUCACGAGGGAACGCGUCUGCUACCGAAUGGAGUGGCAGCCGGACCACAGCCUCAUGAGUUCGGAACAGUUGGCUGACCACUGCUGGGGGAAGAUCACACCCGUAGUACCCGAGCUCGACAUACUAGCUUUCGAGCGAGAGGCUACAGUACUAAUAUUUCGCUCCAUCUUUAAUGUACAGAAGAGGCUCUCUUCCGGAUGUAUACAGCUUGCAAAGCCAUAUUUUCAAAAGUAUGUCGAUUGGAUGGAGAUCCAGCGACAUGCAUUCAAUUCAGGAGUCUACCCCGAAGUGCGGUCCCGAUAUGAUUUCUACCAAGCCAACGACAGCGCCCUCAAAAAUUUGCGGGAACGAGUCGCAGCUAACAAGUUAUGGCGGUUCUACGGGGCAGUGGCAGACCGACUCUUCGAUAUGCUCACGGGCUCUCUGGAUCCGCUACAGCUAUUAUUUGGCGAGGAGUACGCAACAGACUUUUACGCUGAGACGAACCGGUAUUCACGAUGCGGCCCCGCGUUAGCCAGAUACCUAACCUUACUCGCUCAUAAGAAUCCCGGCAUGCGGAUUCUCGAAGUAGGCGCAGGUACGGGGUCGACCACGCGCAUCGCGCUCGAGGCGCUGAAGACGGGCGAUGAUGAAAUGUGUCGGUUCUCGAGAUAUGAUUUCACAGACAUUUCCCCCUCGUUGGUAGCAGCUGCACAAGAGGAGCUUGGUCAUGCGAACCGGAAGAUGCGCUUCGCUCAGUUCGAUAUCGAGAAAAGUCCAGGUGAGCAAAAGUUCGAUAUCGGCUCGUAUGACGUGAUCAUUGCAGGAAGCGUACUGCACGCCACAGCAUCAAUUUCGGAAACGCUGAAAAAUGUGAGAGCGUUGCUUCGACCCGGGGGAAAGUUGUUGCUGUUCGAAAAUACACGUCCUGAGCAUGUGCGUAUGGGCUUCGCAUUUGGCUUGCUUCCCGGCUGGUGGCUGGGCGUCGAAGACUAUAGGAAACAUUCGCCGUGCUUAAAUACGGAACAAUGGGAUACUGCGUUGCGCAAGAGCGGGUUUUCAGGUGCCGAAGUUGAAUUUCGAGAUUUUGAGGACAAGGAGAUUCAUGAAACAAGCGUCAUCAUCGGUACUGCUGUUGAAAGUGUGGCCACCGAAGGCAGCGACUGGCCGCUGAUCAUUGCCGACGUAUACAACGAUGUCGAUAUGGCUCUUGCCGAGCGUAUUCGAGUCGACUUGCAACGCGACUACGGUGUUGGGUGCAUCGUUGGAUCUUUGCAGAAGAUGGCGUCUAGCCCUGCCGUAGCUGGACGGUGCUGCAUUCUUCUCGACAUACGACCAGACUCAACAUCUAUGCUGGAAUCGGAGUCCUCCUACCUCGCCGUUCAGAUGCUGGUACAGAAAGCAUCGACGCUGCUGUGGGUGAUCCCUGGAGGAGGCAGGCAGUCUAAUAGCCCUCGGCACGGGCUCAUCAGCGGCCUUUCGCGUACUGUUCGAAGAGAGAUUCCGAACCUCCGGUUUAUUUCACUUGCAUUGGAGAAUCCUGAGCACCUUUCCAUCCAUCAAUCGCCUAUGAUUGUGGCUGCCUACAAGCAAAGCCAGGAAAGUGCGUCGUAUGAACCUGAGUUAGUCGAGAUCGAUGGGUCUCUCCAUAUUAACCGUGUUCUGGAUCAUUCCAGCCUCGAUCAAAAGAUUUUGAGCGAUAUAUCAGGGAUUGAUACUCGGCCUCGAAGUUUUGGAGAAGGGGUUCCGCUGAAGCUGAGCACUAAUUCUGACUCCAAUCUGGACUCACUGUUUUUCGAAGAAGAUACCGACGCAGACACUCCCUUGGAAGCAGACGAGAUUCAGAUUCAGGUACGGGCCAUCGGAUGCAACUUUCUGGAUGCGCUCUCUGCUCUUGGCCGCAUCGAUGUCGACUUCAUGGGAUUGGAAGUUGCAGGAAUAGUUUCCAAGGUCGGCGCUAACGUAACGAGUCUCAAUGUUGGCGAUGCAGUCGUGUCCUUCGCAAUCGAUGCAUAUCGAUCUUACGUCAAAGUUCAAGCUUGUCUAGCUCUUCCACUCCCCACAAGGCUAUCGUUUGUGGCGGGAGCGUCUAUUCCCAUCAACUUCGCCACUGCGUAUCGAGCUCUCGUCGAGGUGGCCUCGCUCCAGGAAGGUGAAACCGUGCUCAUUCACUCCGCGGCCGGUGGCACUGGACAGGCUGCUGUACAAAUCGCAAAACACGUUGGAGCCACUGUGCUAGCUACAGUCAGCACGGAUGAAAAACGCCAAUUUCUUAGUGAGAAAUACCAAAUUCAACCCGAACAUAUCUUUUCAAGUAGAGACGAUGGGUUCUUGUCCGGAAUUCAUCACCUCACCGGGGGUCGUGGUGUCGAUGUUGUGCUCAACUCGCUGUCAGGGGAUCUUCUCCAUGCAAGCUGGGAAUGCAUUGCGCCCUACGGCCGCUUUAUCGAGAUUGGCAAAAAGGACAUAAAAGAAGGAACGCGCAUCAACAUGGCUCCGUUUGCUGCCAAUACGACGUUUUCGUCCGUUGAUCUGGCUGCAAUGAUUCGGCAAUGCCCGCAGAAGACUGGAAGGUUGUUGAGCAAGGUCCUCGAUUUGAUGGCUGAGAAUCGCCUCUCAACAAUCAUGCAAGAGACUUUUAGCAUUGAUUGUGUCGGACAAGCUUUAAGGCAGCUUCUAGGAGGGAAAUCCUUGGGUAAGAUGGUGAUCGAGGUAGACCAGCAAAUCCCCGUGAAAGCAACCACCAGGAUUAAACGGGAGGACCUGUUCUCCGACGCUGCAACCUAUAUCAUAGCUGGUGGGCUUGGUGGUUUAGGCCGCAUGAUAACUAGAUGGAUGGAAAAACGGGGAGCUCGCCAUUUCGUUUUGUUGUCACGAUCCCGACCCACCUCUACAGAUGCUGCAGAGUAUCUAGAUGAGUUGAGGGUUAGGGGAAUUUGCGUAGAAACCCCUUCUUGCAACAUUGGCGAUUUUGACGCAUUGAGCGCUGCCCUGGCCAGAAUCAACUCAAGCAUGCCACCUGUCCGCGGCUGCAUUCAGGCAUCCAUGGUCCUCGAAGAUUCCGUUUUCGAGAACAUGAGUCAUGACACUUUCAACAUACCACUCGAGGCCAAAGUGAAAGGGUCAUGGAACCUCCACCAGCUUCUUCCUUCCGAUCUUGAUUUCUUCGUCAUGCUCUCGUCAGUGGCCGGCAUCUUUGGUAGCGGAGGCCAAGCAAAUUAUGCUGCGGGAAAUACGUAUCAAGAUGCGUUGGCCCACUAUCGACAAUCGCGUGGUCAACAUGCAGUGUCUAUCGAUCUCGGUAUGAUGCUUUCCGAGGGCUACCUAGCCAAUUCUCCGGAAACGGUGGAUCGUCUUGAGAAAACAGAUGGCCUGAUACCCAUUCGCGAAGAGGCGUUCUUCGCAGUUUUGGACGACAUUUGCAAUGUGAAGAAUGGUCACGGAGAGGCUCAGGUCAUUCUUGGACUCGGAAGCCCAGAGAGUAUGCGCGAGAGAGGCAUUACAGAGCCGUGGUGGAUGGAACAACCGCUCUUCCGCGCGCUUCAUCAGCUACCCAACUCUUCUUCAAUUCCAGAUGGCGAAAGCAGCGCCGUCAGCUCACAACAAAAGACAACGGAGAUCGGUGCUUCUUUCCGCAGUGUAAAAGACAUGGAUGCCCUUAGAUCGCUUACAACCGACGCCCUCAUGGUACGACUCAAUCGUACUGUGCCAGGAACAUUUCCCGACGAAGAGGAAAGCAGGCUAGCAAAAGCCGAGGUUCCAUUGCAUAGCCUUGGAGUGGAUUCUCUAGUCGCUGUUGAACUGCGAAACUGGUUUAAAAAGAGCAUGGGCGCAGACAUCGCAACUUUUGAGAUCCUCGGCGGCGUCGGGGUAAAAGAACUAGCAAGAUUGAUUGUUGAAAGGAGCGUAUUGUGCAACAUGUAG
This is a messenger RNA of Aaosphaeria arxii CBS 175.79, 7692 nucleotides long. RefSeq lists its product as uncharacterized. Gene Ontology annotation, biological process: fatty acid biosynthetic process; secondary metabolite biosynthetic process. The record is from RefSeq and is a predicted model, not a curated record. Gene Ontology annotation, molecular function: phosphopantetheine binding; zinc ion binding; fatty acid synthase activity. Lineage: Eukaryota; Fungi; Ascomycota; Dothideomycetes; Pleosporales. Bases 1 to 7692 code for a protein of 2563 amino acids. The transcript is spliced from 7 exons.